Molecule: messenger RNA, 2523 nt
Organism: Ostrea edulis (European flat oyster)
Lineage: Eukaryota; Metazoa; Mollusca; Bivalvia; Ostreida; Ostreidae
Product: alpha-(1,3)-fucosyltransferase C-like
Exons: 2
Coding region: 50-1225 (391 amino acids)
Cellular component (GO): membrane
Molecular function (GO): alpha-(1->3)-fucosyltransferase activity
Source: RefSeq, a predicted model, not a curated record
ACUUAUCAGCACAAUUCUUCACAAUACCAAGUGAACAGCCACCACGAUCAUGCUGCUUAGUUCCAGAAAACGUAACAAGCCAUUACUUUAUUUUGUGGGGAUAGUUUCACUCUUAUAUAUAGUCUUUGAAGUUUUUGUUGGUUCUUGGAAAACAAUGCCAAAAGUCAACAACGAUAAUAAAUCAUUGAAACGUAUGUCUUACCUCAGUUAUAAUCAAACUUUUAGAAUUCUUUACUAUAAUCCACCAUCGUGGUUCAAGACAUUUAAUUUCAGCAAUUGUGAGCAUUCGAACUGUGUGAUAUCCACUGACAGAACAGUUCUCCGUGACAGCGAUGGGGUUAUCUUCAAUCACGCUAAUCUUCCAUCAGACCCACCUAAUAAGAACCCCAAACAGAAGUGGAUAUUUUCUUGUUCUGAAAGUCCCUAUUACGGCAUGAAAACAUGUACUACUCCACAAUGGCGUAACAAAUUCGACUGGACCAUGUCCUACAGACACGACUCGGACUUCUACUUCGGUUACGGAGACAUUGUCGUGAGGAAAGGGGUGAUUCAGAAAGAUUACGAAGAAAUUUAUAAACGGAAAAAGAAACUUGUAGCUUGGAUAGCCAGUCAUUGUGAUACACAGAGCAGGCGUGAACGAUACGUAGAAGAGAUGUCACAAAUCGUCAAAGUGGAUGUUUUUGGAGACUGCGGAAGCCUUAGCUGUGAAAAAUACCACGGAAAUGACAAUGACUCCUGCCAUGAUUAUGUCACAAGAGAUUACAAAUUCUACUUAGCGUUUGAGAACUCGCUCUGCAGAGACUACACAACAGAAAAGUUUUACUUCUUGUAUGAAUAUGAUAAACCUAUCAUUCCCGUAACUCUGGGCUCCUUUACAAUUGCAAACUACUCACAUGGAGCGGUAUAUAUUGAUGCGAAUAAUUUCAGGACUCCUUUUCGUCUCAUGAGGCGUCUAUUGGCUCUUGGAAAUAACAAGGAUGCUUAUAUAGAUCUUCUGAGAAAAAAGGACAAAUUCCGUUCUUUGACGUCACAGCAGACGUUUGAAAUCGCUAUGUGUAAGAUAUGCAAGUAUCUGAGUCUACAAAAGCCGGGGCGGCCAAAUUGGAACAUUGCAGAUUGGUUCUUUGGCGAGGAACAUUGUCAUUCUCCUGAUAAGACCGUCAUCCCUUUGAAAAAAGAAAAAAUUAACCUUGACGAGGCUCGAAAGUACUUAAAUAAGGUUUGACGAAUAAACACAAAAAAAAUAACUUCUUAGGAAAAAUGAAUAACACAAAUGGUUAUUUGUUCGGAGGGGUUACAUUUAAUGUAGGUAUAAUGAAUAGAUGCGUGAACUUGUAUCUUAGUGUUGCAGUGGUUUGUAUCGUUAUCGGUGUAGUGAAAGAACACGCAGAAAUCACUGUACGGUAGAAUAGAAACUAAUUUCAGUGAGAUUCGUCGAGGCUGGAUAUUUGGACUGACGCCUCUUCCGAAUCUCAGACCAGUGUCACACAAAGUGAUUCGGGAAAUGUUGCCUGAACUUCGUCCGCUUGUUGUGAUUAAAAUGACUUAAACUGAAUUUCUUGUCCGCAUUAACUUUUCGCCUUAGACAUCCUAUUAACUCCUUAUCACAAUGAAACAUCUUACCCUUACAUGGUGUAAAUCCCACAGAAAAUUAAGUUGGCUAUUUUUGAAGCCGUUGCAAAUGGCCACCAUUUCAUAUUUACCUUCUCAACACUGAAGAGUCCCGAUAGUUUAGGACUCCUUCUAAUAGAUUGUUUAAAAAUUACAGUUUUCUUUUUAUUACGUUUAAUGUUUAUGCUUAAAUGCUUUGUAUAAAGUAAUAUGAUUGCCAAUCAGUUAAGUUCUGUAUUUUCAAACUAUCAUGAAAUAUACUCUCGGAAUUCUCUGUUUACAGACUGUUCUAAUGAGGUGAAUGAUGUGUAUAUAACUGUGAAUGAGAAGUAUAAUAAUUGUAAUGAUGAGUUUAUGACUGUAAUGAAGAUUGCAUGGUUGUGAUGAUGUACAGAUUCAUGUAACUGUUCUGCGGUGUAAAUAACUGUUAUGAGGACUAUGAAUGUAACGAAAUUUCUAUCGCUGUAAUGAGGUGUAUUGGACUCAUGUAAUGCUGUGUCUAUAAGUGUUUUGAUGUACAUGUAGUAAUGUAUCUUUGCUCCUCACGAAAAUGUUAACAGCUGUGAAGGAGAAACUUCAAACUUACUGUGCGACUACAUAUGCCAGAAGUGGUGUUAAUCAAAUGUGGAUACUAAAAAAUUCUAAAGAACUUUUAGUAAACUUGAAAUCGCAGAAUUUUUCCCAAAUCAAUAACAUUAAAACCUAUGACUUUUCAACACUAUACACAACCUUUCCUCACGAUAAAUUAAAGACUAGACUUUUUGACAUCAUAGACAGUUACUUCUUCAACAAAAACGGAAAAAGGAAAUAUUCAUAUCUAGUGAUCAGUCAUUUAAAAACUUACUUUGUUAAACACCACUCUGAUUCCACGCACAAGUACUCUGAAGUUGAAAUAAAAAAUAUGCUAGAGUU